Messenger RNA from Gigantopelta aegis, 2599 nucleotides. RefSeq names its product RNA N6-adenosine-methyltransferase METTL16-like. Gene Ontology annotation, molecular function: 23S rRNA (adenine(1618)-N(6))-methyltransferase activity. The record is from RefSeq and is a predicted model, not a curated record. NCBI's taxonomy places the organism in Eukaryota, Metazoa, Mollusca, Gastropoda, Neomphalida, Peltospiridae. Bases 174 to 2207 code for a protein of 677 amino acids. Gene Ontology annotation, biological process: rRNA base methylation. Gene Ontology annotation, cellular component: nucleus. The transcript is spliced from 8 exons.
GCAGCCCCCAUGAGCGUUGUGCUUACGCAUUUUGGGGAUCAAAUUAACCGAUUUCCAUCAUUUAUCCCUUUUUUGAGUAAUUAUAGUUAUAUCCUUACCAUUUGGAUAACACCCUAAACUAAUUACGAUUUUGUUCUUUUGACAGUGCCAAACGUUGGAAGAAUACACAUAUCAUGUCUUUGAACAAGUUCAUGCAUCCCAGAAACAAAUACAGGAACAAAAAGCCAAACUUCAAAGAUCUUGCUUCUGAAUAUCCUGAGUUUGCCAAACAUACUACGAGAGAUGACGACACGGGCAAAGUACAUCUUGACUUCAAAGACCCCAGUGCCCUCCGAGCUUUAACGAAAACCUUGCUGAAACAUGACUUCCAGCUGGAUAUAGACUUGCCUUCGGACCGGCUCGUUCCGACAGUACCACUUCGACUUAAUUAUAUCCACUGGAUAGAAGACAUUCUAGGCGACACAGAGGGGGAUAUAAGAGGAAUUGAUAUUGGGACAGGGUCUUCAUGUGUGUAUCCACUACUUGGCUGUCGCCUUAACAACUGGUCAUUUCUUGCCACAGAGAUGGAUCCACAGAAUGCUCACUAUGCGACCAACAAUGUAGAAAAAAAUCAUAUGGAAAACAUGAUCAAAGUGAAGAAGGUGUCAAAGGGAAAUAUUUUACUGGCAGCAGUGAAGGAUUCUACAGAAAGUUAUCACUUCUGUAUGUGCAACCCUCCUUUCUUUGCGGACCACCUCGAAGCGCAAGCAGUGACAACAUCACGCAGCGUCGACCGGGCUGAUCCAUUUUCUGUGAGCACCGCAAGUCCAGAGGAGAGCAUUUCUCAAGGUGGAGAAAUCAACUUCAUCUCACAGAUGAUAGACGAGUCUGUCACACUUAAAACACAAAUAAGGGUAUUCACAAGCAUGGUUGGGAAGAAAUCAAGUCUGCCUCAAUUAAAGGAAAAGCUUCGACUAACACCGGAUGUUACAUUUUCAACAACUGAGUUUUGUCAGGGCAAGACAAUGAGAUGGGGAAUUGCUUGGACCUUUGAUGAUUCUGUAUCAUUUCCAAAAUCUCUGUUCCACUCUAUGAAGAAAGAAAAGCCACCUCUGUCGUACACCAUUCCAUUUGGUGCUGGAGCCUGUUUGUAUGAGAUGGCCGACUUCACUCAGUACAUCAGAUCACUUCUUAACGAACUGCAAAUCAAGUACAAAGAAGGAAAAAGUAAUGCACCAUCUUCUUCCUGGCUUAUCACCGCUAAAGAAAAGUCAUGGCAAAAUCAGCGUCGUAAACGACGACAAAUACAAAGAAAGACUGAUACUCAGCAGAAAACAGAAACAUCUAAAGGUAUUUCUAAACAGACUAGCAGUCAAGUUGAUGCAAAAACAAACUUGAAAAGUAAAGAAGUGAUAGAAGACAGUGAUAAAAUGGAUGUUAGAGAUGAGAUAGAUCAGGUGAUUGACACUCAAAAUGAGACAGAUAAAAACACAAAUAAUACUUCAACAGAAACAGUGACCAUAGUUGAUAUUGUUAUUGAAAAAUGUAAACUGAAAACUGUUAAUUCUGACCUUGAGGUAAAACCGACAGCCUUAAGUACAGAUAAUUUAAACAAGAACAGUAAAAAUUAUGUUAUUACUGCUGAAAUAAUUGAAGACAACCAAGUUGUCAUGUCACAGUUGACAUCGACAAAACGCAAACAUGAGACUGCCAAUUCUGGCAAUCCUGUAAAACGUAUAUGCACAAAGGAUUCAGAAAGUAAAAAGAGUGAAGAUGAUGUUGUUGCUACCUCUAUAUCCACAACAGCUGUUGAAAGGAUUCUGGAAAAUCAACAUAAUAAAUCAAAUUCAAAAUCAAGGUGUGAAAAAGUAUCUGAAAAGCGCAAACGUAAGAUGAUCUAUUCUGAGCCAGAGGUGAAACGUAUUCACUUAAGUUCAGAAAUUUCAGAAUGCAAGAAGGGUAAAAACGAUGUGAUUACAACCGUUCCAACUUCUGGUCACACAACCGUGGACAAUCAAGUCGUGAAACCAUCAUUUGCAUCAAGUUGUGGGAAGGCUGCAGUGAAACCGAAGGAAGGAGGUGACUGCGUGUUGAAGUGUUACAUCAACCUGAAGAAAGUGGAAGAAGACUUUGUCCUUGAACUGGUGUGGGUUGAUGGUGAAAGCAGAGAGGUCUUGCACCAGUUGAUGCAGUAUUUCAAAAAUAAACUGAAGGCACCUGAUGCAUAAUACAUGGAGAAACAUUCAUCAAGUCUGUUUUAUGUAUGAAGAGUUCAUUUUCAAAAUCGAUAUAUAUCCAUUUAUAUUAAUUUGCAAAAAAAUUGAUUUUGCUGUAAUGUGACAUGGCAUAUAUCACAAAGCACAGUUUUAAGAUUCUUUUUAAUGGGCAUCAUUUGCAUUUUGGCAGAAAUUCUAUUGUCAGAUUGAUGAAUUGUACAAACAUCAUUAUACUUUCAGGCAUCGCUGCCAACUCCAAAAAUUUGAAAUUGUAUGCAUCAUAUUUUGAAAAUGAACUCUGCAUAUCAACAUUAACAAUUCUGCUUUGUCUAUCUGUCUGACACCAUAUAACCGUUAAUAAAAUGUGUUGAGUGGUGCGUCGUUAAAUAAAACCUUUCUUUCUU